This is a messenger RNA of Desarmillaria tabescens, 2862 nucleotides long. RefSeq names its product SNF2 family DNA-dependent ATPase. Gene Ontology annotation, molecular function: ATP-dependent chromatin remodeler activity; ATP binding. The transcript is spliced from 12 exons. Bases 457 to 2730 code for a protein of 757 amino acids. The record is from RefSeq and is a predicted model, not a curated record. Gene Ontology annotation, cellular component: nucleus; cytoplasm. Gene Ontology annotation, biological process: double-strand break repair via homologous recombination. NCBI's taxonomy places the organism in Eukaryota, Fungi, Basidiomycota, Agaricomycetes, Agaricales, Physalacriaceae.
UGGAAAACCACGUGACUAUUUAAAGACGCGCGCCCAAUGCUGUUUUUCCUACUUCUCUUUUUUCUUUCACGACAACCCUCAAGACUACAAGAACGGCAAGAACUACAUCAUGGCUAUGGAACGAAUGUAUGGUCCUACCAUUUUCUCUUCAGUUUGUACUGAUGUUGGUAAAGGCGAGAUAAAGUCAAGCAAAUUGACAUCCCAGUGCCCUUAGGACGAAAUAACAAGCCGCCAGUACCGACGACCGCCACUGACAUCAAUAGAAUAGUGAGGAAGUCAGUUAGCUCCACGUGAAUUGCUCUAAGUGGACCCUAGUUCGAUGAACCGACGCCUCCGCGCAAUCUUGACAAAUAUCGAAGCACGAUCGUAAUCUCUUCAGACGAAGAAAACGACGGCAGUGACAAUGACGACGAGAGGCCUCCAAUACGAUCUCAGCAAGCUCCUUCUCGGUUAUUCAUGGAGCAUACCAACGUUGAGAGGCCGUGGCAGCCUUCCCAGUCAUCCAAACCGCCCAUUGUGCCACUGCCUAGGACACAGCCUUUCAAUCCAGUCUACCAGCAUUCUUUGAAUGCGGCACCUGUACACCAACGCAUUCCUUCAAACUCUGGGCCUCUUCCACCGGGCGCAUUCCCUCACAGGCCGUUCCCAACUCCUGGGUUGAGAGGCAACCCGAUUCCCAUACCCUCAGAUGAUCGCGCUCUACCAGGUCCAUCACAAAGGCCUUACCAACAUGUUCCUGGACUUGAUUAUACUCGAAGUGACAACCUCCCAUUCGACAAUGGUGGGUACAUGAACAGCGCUGAGACGGAGAAAGCCCUUCGCGACCUCAUGGGUGGGGCUAUGAACGACGAAGAAGUGGAAAUUAAUAUGGAGGAUGCCAUUGUUGACGGAUUCAAAGAAGGCAUCAUGCUACUUCCGCAUCAGGUCUUGGCCCGAGCGUGGAUGCGAGACCGCGAAGAUGUGAAGAAAAAGCAAUUUGGGGGUCUUCUUGCGGAUGAUAUGGGUCUCGGGAAGACAGUGCAGACCCUUGCUCGUAUUGUUGAGGGAAGACCGACCAAGAAGGAUCGCGAGGAUGGGUGGGCUGCGGGAACGCUCGUCGUUGUACCGCUUGCUGUUCUACCUCAAUGGGUGGAGGAAGCCCAGAAGAUGACAAGUUUGAAGGUUAAAGCGCAUCACGGCGGCAGUCGUACUUCUGAUCCCGAUGAACUUCGAAAAUGUCACAUCAUUGUAACCACUUACGAUGUGGUCAAGUCUGAGUUUGCUGCUCACAGGCCCCCAGCCAAGGAUGAAUCGAAGCAGUCAAAGUUGAAAUCCAGCAAGGAUGAUUCGGAAAGCUCCGAUGAAGCGGAACAUUUUGGAAGAACGCUCAAAGCUAAGGAGAAACCGAAACGCAAGGUGAAGGUCAAAGAUGCCCUGUUCCAUGUCAAAUGGUGGCGCAUUAUUCUUGAUGAAGCUCACACCAUCAAGAACAGAUCCACCAAAGCGGCAGAAGCCUGCUUUGAACUUCAGGGCAGGUUACGCUGGUGCUUGACAGGAACACCGAUGCAAAAUGAUGUUGCGGAGCUGUUCUCUUUGAUCAAGUUUUUGCGUAUCAGGCCGUUCUCAGAAUGGGAAACAUUUAAUGAGCAGAUUGCCAAGCCAGUCAAGAAUGGCAGGGGAGCUCAGCGCGCGAUGAAAAAGCUUCAGGUCGUUCUGAAGUCGGUGAUGCUUCGCCGUCGCAAAGACCAGGUCAUCAACGGGAAAGUCUUGAUUGAGUUACCUCCACGGGAGCUCAACAUUAUUUCAUGUCCAUUCUCGCCCGCUGAGCAGACAUUCUAUGAUGAACUCGCCGUCAAAAUGGAUUCAACACUGCAAACAUUGAUGGACAAGCCGUCGAGUUACAUCAGCGUAUUGCUGUUGCUGUUACGCCUGAGACAAGCAUGCAACCAUCCGGUUCUUGUAUCUAAGGACUUUAAGAACGACGCAGACGCAAUCGAUCCGAAGCAAGCCAAAGGCACCGAAAGCCAGAGUCAGGACAGCGUUGAUGGUGAUGAUCUCGCUGCGGCGUUCGGCCAGCUAAACGUUGUACGCAAAUGUCGUGUAUGCACUAACGAGCUGACGCCGACAAAUACGGCUGCCGGUAGCUGGGAUGCUUACUGCACUGAUUGUGCACAGCUCACGCAGAAGCAGCAAACCAGCGGGGACUCGGCAAAGAUUCGUAUGGUACUUUCACUGCUGAAAGAUAUCGACGUACGGAGUGAUGGCGAAGACAAGACCAUCGUGUUCUCGCAAUUCACCAGCAUGCUUGAUUUGGUGGAGCCUUUCCUGUCGCAGAAUGGUAUUCGGUAUGCAAGAUAUGACGGGAGCAUGGUCAGCGGUGAGCGAGAGGCGGCCUUGAAUAAGAUCAAGACCGACCCGAAGGUCAAGGUCAUCUUGAUUUCGUUCAAGGCCGGAAGUACCGGUCUCAAUUUGACAUGCUGUAACAAUGUCAUUCUGGUAGACAUGUGGUGGAAUCCUGCUCUGGAGGACCAAGCGUUUGAUCGUGCGCAUCGGUUCGGGCAAAAGAAGAAGGUUAACAUCUACAAGCUCAAGAUUGAUGGCACUGUGGAGGAUAGAAUUUUGGAGCUCCAGGAGAAGAAACGCGAGUUGACGCGCGCAGCUUUGAGUGGUGACAAGCUCAAGAACAUGCGGCUUGGUAUGGAUGAGCUUUUGGCAUUAUUUAGACAUGGGGGCAAUGAUGAUGAGGAUUAGAGUUAUUGGUACUUGUAUUCUGUGAUAUUUCUUGGAUGAUCUCUCACUUGUAUCAUACCUUUACUAUCUUAUAUCUUAUACCAUGCUAUUGACUUGAUAAGAUCUUACCAGCCGAGGCAUACUGUCUCAAAA